AUGAUGCCAGAUGGCAGUCCCCCAGCACUCCCCAGCAACAGAUCAGCCCCUAAUACGAUCUCCCAGAUCAACCAAACAGCUCCUGUCCCCGUCCCAGAGAGCACCGCCACUACACGCUGUCCAUCGACGCGCGAUGCGUACCUGUCCUCGACUGAUCCCCAUCGCAUCGACUCUCCUCGCUUCCCUUUCUGGGCCACCGCCGCCUCCAGCAGCAUCGUGGCUCCCAUCACCGAAACGCCCCUUGUGAGUGGCCGCCUCGACGGGCAAUGGGGGAUGCCUCCGCUGUCGGCCUACACGCCCUUUGAAUCCCUCCUCUUCUUCCAGUCCCUCGCCGCCCACGACACCCGGCCUGCCAGCUUCGCCGCCAUCUCCGAUGCCUUGCGCAACAAUCCUUUCAUCCGGGAAAAUGAGGCUUUCGACGCGAACCGGCUCAGUCCGGAGGCCCUGGAGGAGCUGUAUACGACCUUGAUGCAAGAAUGGAUUGAGCAGAAUCGCUCCCCCUCGGCCUCCGUCGCUGACCAAAAUGGCGUAUCUACCGCAAACCCCAAGAAGCGCAAGAUCUCGAGUCCCACCGUGGACCACGUAGGCGUCGUCGACUUGGCCAAGUCUCACGCUAUGAUCGUCCCGGGGCUGGUGUCCCAGCUGUACGCCCGGUACAAGGAACGCGUUACAAGGGAAAUUCGGGAGGAGGAGAGGAGAUACAGAGAGAUUCGAGAGGAGAUUGAGCAGCUGCAGAGACAAGAGGUAGUAGAAGAACACGCAGAGCCUGUCCCGCAGGAUGUUACUGCUCCCAAGGGCCCGGAGGAGCCGCCUCAAGUCGCGCCUCCUGCGCCGGAUGCCAUGGAUCUCGACGUCAAGGAAGAGAAGCAAGCUCAAGCUCCGGACGCUGCGGUCAGCAAGCCUCCACAAGAACCCUCGGAGCAGAAACCAGAGACGGCGCAAGUACAGCAACCUGCAAAGGUUGAUAUCCCUCAGCAACCGGUUCCAUCUCCCAAUCCACCGCAGCCAGCAGUACCAUCACCACCCCAUCAACAACAAGAACAGGCACCACCACCAGCACCUCCUCCUCCGGCAGCACCAGCUCCUCCGACAGAGGUUGCUACAGUACCACAGACCAAACCCGAUAUUACCUCCCAACAACCACCUUCUGGAGGACUUACGGUAUCUACUGGGCCUCCACCACAACCUAGCUUGGUCAAUGGCAACCCACCGGCGUU
Molecule: messenger RNA, 1217 nt
Organism: Rasamsonia emersonii CBS 393.64
Lineage: Eukaryota; Fungi; Ascomycota; Eurotiomycetes; Eurotiales; Trichocomaceae
Exons: 2
Cellular component (GO): NuA4 histone acetyltransferase complex
Source: RefSeq, a predicted model, not a curated record